AUAAACGCGCGCGUGGAAAAUGUAACGCCUCGUUAUGCAAACAUCCAGAGCAUAGAUUCAGUUCGGUGUGAAGAAUCACAUGAUACGGUUGGCUUUUCUCGCUAGUUCUGCUCACGCUUAUUGUGUUCGAAGUGCUACUCAAGUGGUGGAAGUUUGCCCCAUUGACAAGUCAUGGUUACGAGCCGAUCUACGUCGUUUGACCGCAGUCGUUGUCUUGACGAGUUGUUGGCAGCAUAAUGCAAUUUUAACGUGACACACUGAGAGAGAGCUCAACGUCGUUGACCGAAGGCGGAUUUGUGAAUGAAAUUCUUAUGAAUUAUUAAUGAUUCUUUCGUGGGUAGUGAACCAGGAACCGGCUGUAGACUGCUGGGGAAUGGAGUUUGAAGAUUAGUGCGCUUUAUGUUGAGUGUUUUUCCGCAUUUAAAAUCUAUGUAAGGGCCAACCUUGGGGAAAAUGUGCAUGAUGAAGAGUUGGGCAACUCAACUCAACGGUGUCACAUGCAAAAGUAGUGUGUUUUAAAAUCUCUUGAAUUUUUAAUUUCAACCAGUUUCAACGGAUUCAGCCCGGAUGCUGCUGACCCACUUUAAACGAAAGUGAUUUUGCACCCACAGCAACAGUCAAAAGUCAAUAUAUCGAUUACCGCUAACAAGUGGCGAAGCCUAUGCAUAAAAUAUAAGAUAUUCCCGCGACAACCAUCGGCAUUCCCAACGGUGUAUUCGAGUGUCAAAAGGAUAAUAAUAAUACGUGGGACCGUUAUCCGGAGUGUUUAAUCGCAAACCGGAAGGAAUAGGCGACAUCAAGAGUAUUGGAAGGUGCGGUGGGUGGUUCGGUUGGCGUUUCGAGGAUGGAAAUGAAUCUAACGAGUGGUUCCUGUGCUGACACAAGCACAUCUGCCACAGAGCUCAUAUCACGAAGAGGAGUUUUCUCAAGACGUCACUAUGGAUCUGUCGAUCAGCUUCCGCAGUCGGAAAUCGACGGGCUGGACCCGAACUGUCGACGGUUUCGGCUGGAGAAUGGCGAAUCACUGGCGGAGAAGGAUGAGGUUUUCGGUUCACCAAGCACACCCAUUCUGGAAAAUCCCGAGCAUCAAACGAGAUGGUACUUCAAGUAUUUUCUAGGAAAACUUCACCAGAACUACGUGGGAAUAGAUUCGGAGAAAAACCCAUAUUUUUUAUCCAUCGUCUCGCAGGACUCCGGUAGCAAAUGUAUGCCCCUGUACAGGGUAAUGGUGUUCCGGAAGCAGGGUGCCCAAAAGCUUGCCCUGCCGUACAACCCCCAGCAGAAAUUGACGGUCAAGCAGAUUCUGUCCAAUUUUGCACUAAUGGAUGCAAGCAAAUCUCCCAAGGAGGUUUUUUCGGCCGACAUCCAGAAGGAUUUGCUGCUGCUGGAGGAGCAGGAGGGUUCGGUGAACUUCAAGUUCGGCGUCGUCUACAUGAAGGCUGGCCAGAAGAUGGACGACGAGAUGCUGAGCAAUGAAUACGGGAGCGCUGACUUUGACGAAUUUCUGACUCUACUGGGAGAGAAAGUGCGACUGAAGGAUUGGGAACGAUACCGCGGAGGGUUGGACGUGAAAGGUGACAUGACAGGAAAAUAUUCAAUCUACACUUUGUACGAAGGCCACGAGAUUAUGUUCCACGUAUCAACGCUGCUACCAUUCAGCCGUGAUAAUCGGCAGCAGGUGGAACGCAAACGACACAUCGGAAACGACAUCGUCAAUAUCAUCUUCGUGGACGAGGGCCCGAACGGCGAGGAGCCGGAGUUCAAUCCGAACAACAUUAAAAGUCAAUUUACACAUGUGUUUGCCGUCGUUACGAAGCGAAGUCGAAGGUAUCGUAUCUCUGUAUACUGUGAUGAAACUGUCCCACCAUUUGGACCAACGCUGCCCAAUCCUCCAGAGUUCGAAGAUCCUGCAGUAUUUCGUGACUUCUUGCUAGUGAAAUUGAUCAAUGGCGAAAAAGCGACCUUCCAGACGCCAACGUUUGCCAGGAAGCGAGAACGAACGCUGGAGAUGCUCAUCAAGGACCUGUACGAGGAAUAUGUGCAUGACAAUAAGGUGAACAUGCUAAACCGGCGGGCUUUCUCGGAAGUGUUGUACGAUGCCCCUCGAACAUCCAAGUUGAAGGAAGAUGCCCGUCAGGUGGAGUUUGUCCGCAUCGGACAGGCCCUCAAGCUGGAAGCCAUCGUCCGCGGAGAUGCCCCGACGAGUAUAGCAUCGGCGGGUACCGUCUUCAAGCGGCCACCCUGGGAACCGCAAUGUUUCUAUCCGAGCUUUCAACCAAGAAACGAUCUGGUGGGUGAUAGUUGGGGUCAGGAUCAGCUCUUUUUGGCCUCAGACGAAGGCACAUAUCUAAUCAAGGAGGACCAAACGCAUAGGAUUGUAUUCGAUAGAACGUUAGCAGUGAAGCAGCUUAGUGUCAUUGAGGAUCACGGGAUCAUGCUGGUGCGGGGAGGAUCAGCCCUGCAGAAGGAUGGCCACAGGGUGCACGUUUUUAGGUUGAACGAGUUCAACGAAGAUCGGUUAGGACAGAGAUCCAGGAUUGAUGUUAAGGAUCGUCGGAUAGACAAAACUCGAGGUUGUCAUCUUUUUGCCAUAUCAAGAGCAGGAGAGGCUCAUCUCCGGAUGGCCGUUGCAGUCGGAAGGAAACUGUUGAUAUUCCAGUGGAAGCAUACAGCGGCAUGGACUUCUUGGUGUCCCAAUAGUGAUAAUGACACCGUUGAUGGUUUCAUAUUCCUGAAAGAAAUAACACUACACGAUUCCCCGAUGAUCAUGACGAUACUGGAAGGCUCGUGUCCAAACUCAGGACUACUGAUUUGUGUUGGAUAUAAGUACAGCUUUGAAAUCGUUUCGGAAGCGACUGGCCAUGCAACAAAGUUACAUGAGGCAGAUACUAGAAAACAAACAGCAGUUCAUUUAGUUGCUGCUUUGGAUCUGUACGAUGGGCAAGAUACAGAAUUGUUGCUCUGUUAUAACCAUACAUGCCACUUUCAAAAACUGUCAGAAGAAUGUUCUAGUAGUUCAGAGUUUGAUUUCCAAUUCAAUACGCCCCCAACGUCAGUUGUCUGCGCUUUCCCAUACAUCAUAGCAUUUACACCAGAUUCAAUGGAAAUUCGACUUCUUGUAAAUGGAAAUUUAGUGCAUACGGUUAUGAUGGCUGAGCUUCAACUUAUUACUUCGAAAAAGGACAUCUAUUUUGUAACCACCGCUCCAGAAUUCAUCCCCAAGGGUGCCAAACUACGUGGUCCGGACUCCGAAGACCACGAGCUAAUAAAACCACGAAUUGAAGAAAGUCGAGUAGUUCCGGAUGACGACAGCUCGACUAGUCCUGGUAGGAGCCGACUCAGUUCGGACGAAGAAAACAAUGGUGCGCAAAGUUUAGAUGGCCAAGAUAGCGGCUCCACAGAUAGCAAGAACUCAGAACUAACUGCACCACAGAUUCAACGUGCAAAAUCAUUGCAAACGUCGAAGCCCGAAGGGGACAAACCUAAAGAGAGUACACUCUCAGCCGAUGAUAUAAAACGACCGAUGUCGAAAAGCAAUUCCUACGGCGAAGCUGGUUCUUCGUUCUCGAUACCGACGACCACGUGCAGUAAAGAUUUAGCCAAGCAUUUCGGUGCUCAACCACAGCCUAAUACGAAGAAUCUUUGCAAGCACUUUGGAGAACCGUCGGUUCCACCAAACUCACCACAAAACAAUACGAUCAUCAAAGGUAGCUCACCCAGCUCUCCAACCCGGAAAUCAUUCAUCAGGCAGCCAACUCUGAACCUGAACAAAGCACAACCAAACGACAGCGAAACGUCUCCUUCCAAUGGAAGUUCGAACAAACCCCUGCGAAUCUACCGAAUUCCAUUGACCAACCUUACUGGAACUCAUAUACAGUCACAUCAUUAUCACUAUCCCAGCACGGAUCCAUCGAAGAAACCUACGGCGAUAGCAACCAAAAUGCAACCAGCCAAACCAAGUGAACCAUCAACAACCCUCUCAUCGUCGCACGAAGAAGAAGAGGAAGCGGAAGGACCCGGAAGAAGCAGUUCUUGCGAAGACGAUGUCAACUCCAAAAUGAGUAUAUUUGAUCAAAUACAGCAAGAUCUACAGGAACUCAGUAUGAAGGACAAAAUCGAAGCAGACAAACGAGAGUCUGAGCUGCGAAGCUCGGUUCUCACGCCACUGUAAACCAAAUAUCAAACCAGGAAACUCCUUUCUUACCAAAAUUAAAACCACAGCUCAAGCUUCUACAGCCCUCCAUAUUUUCAGCAUGUAGGUUAUUCUCGGGCCACUUUACACUGACUUAUACCGCACAAAUAUUUCAUUAACAGAACACGUUUUGUCGGAAGACCCGUCGGAAAUCUUAGAAAAAAAGAACCUAUCAUAACUAUAAGCCGAACUCGAGAAAAAUACCACAGUACGUAUUGUUGUCACAAACAAGGUUUCAUUUCGG
Messenger RNA from Aedes aegypti (yellow fever mosquito), 4436 nucleotides. RefSeq names its product GTPase-activating Rap/Ran-GAP domain-like protein 3. The transcript has 13 exons. Gene Ontology annotation, molecular function: GTPase activator activity. Gene Ontology annotation, biological process: activation of GTPase activity; regulation of small GTPase mediated signal transduction. The coding region runs from base 845 to 4171 and encodes 1108 amino acids. Gene Ontology annotation, cellular component: cytoplasm. The record is from RefSeq and is a predicted model, not a curated record. Lineage: Eukaryota; Metazoa; Arthropoda; Insecta; Diptera; Culicidae.